UGUACUUAAUGUAAGUCGCUCUGGAUAAGAGCGUCUGCUAAAUGACUAAAUGUAAAUGUAAUGUAAAUGAAAGGAGCUGUUCGAAAUUGUCAAUGUCAAAAAGGAUUCCUGGCAAAUGCGCAGUUUCUAUGGUGUCUUUUUGUAUUACUGUAUUAAUAUGAUGUGAGGUCCAACAGGUAGUCGUAAUGGCUACUUUUUACUUAAGUAAAUGUCAGAGCCCACACAACCACAUAUGGUAAAUGAAUAGUAAGUUAAAGCAACUGUCUAUUUCUUGUAUCUGUGUAUGAAAAUUGUUAGAUAUGUUUAAGUAAAAAGUAGCCAUUACUACACCUGUUUUAGUGUCAUGCAGGUAACUGGACCUCACAUUAUAUUAAUACUUUAAUACUAAAUACACUAUAGACACUCAGCACAUUUGGCAGGAGUCCUAUUAGACUGUGACCAUUUUUAACAUCUCCCUCAUAUAUGACCAUGGGGGAUCCGGAAUGUCUCUCUUCUCAGUCCUGUAGACAUCACUAACUCCUUCUGUCUCAUCCAUAACAUACUUCAAAAAUAUAUAUUAUUCUUCCUUUUGAGACUUGUAUUCCACACACACAGUAAAAGGAGAUGAGGAGGAGAGGAAAGAGGAGAACAGAGAAGCCUAUAGUUAAUGAUUUAUUGAUACCAAAAAACCAUACAACGAACAUGUCGGCCUUGCAGUAAAAACUGAAUCGCCCCGAAAUGUACAAUCAAAAUAUACAAUACACUAUAACUAGUGUGUUAAAAACACAUUACAUUUUGUCGACGUGGAGAGAAUUCUACAAUUAAAAGUUUGUACUUGACACAGUUAAAAACAAUAUUAUUGUCGUUCACUACUACCAGCUUAGUUAUGAAGUCCGACAAGUAGUUUGGCCAGUGCAGGUAUGGCACUUGUGGUGUAGCGUUUAGUUCUCCUUGCUAGAGAGUACUGCAGUGAGUUCCUCAACUGUCUGCCUUGCUGUUCUGCCCGGGUCAGAGGCAGCCAGGAACAGAAGUGUGGCGAUUGUCUUUGUUUGCAAAGUUCAAGCAGAGGUCGUGUCUGCGGUUAGAGAGUGUUAGUAGGUUUAAUGACCAUAAGGCGUCCAGAUAUGUUGUGUACUGUCGGCCCAGCAUAAUCCUGUAGGCACACUUCUGAACACGUUCAAGUACAGAGUAAAGUGGAGCAUUAUAGAGUACAGUAGAAUCCGCAUCAAGUACUCAUCAAUGAUGCAAAAAUAUGUUUUAAAAAUAUUUUUUCAAACUUAUUCUUAAAUAUUUUUUCCCAAAACUUUUUUUAAACCCUUCAAAACUUUAUGGAUAAUAUUUUAAAAACCUUGCGAAACGUAUUAUUCGAAGAAAAAAAAUUGAAGAUAUUUUUCAGAUUAAAAUUCAAAAGUGGUCAGAAAAAUAAAUGGUGAAGUAAAGUAGGCUACAGAUGCCCGAAAAAUCUUCCCACACAGAAAAUGUACUUCCCGUCUCUGAAAAUACAUCACCUGAAAAUACAUCACAUACACCUAUAGCCGUCUACUUUGAUUGCAAUAGCCCUUUACUGUGCGGUUGACAUCCGGUCACGUGUUUGGUGACAAGCAUGGCCAUCAAACUGAAUCCACUUCCGUAUUAUUGUGAAGAGAGAACGCCCCGUUUGGAGUCCAGGAAUGAAUCUGCUCAGGAUCCUAGUCAAUGCUGACAGGAGGAGGCAGGACAGCCUUGCUCUCGCCUAAACCCCCCCCUCCUCCUCCUCCUCCUCUCUCUCUGUCUGUCUGUCUGUCUCCCCCACCAUACCUCCCCUUCCUCCCCCUCUCCUGUUCCCCUGCACCAUGCUGUGCUGGGGCAGCAGCGCUGAAGGCCAGCUGGGCGUGGGGGUGGGUGAGGUGCUGGAGCCCCGGAGCACCCCGGCGCUGAGGGCGGCGCUGAGCGGACGCAGCCCCAGCGAGGUGGCGUGCGGUGGGCAGCACUCCCUCUUCCUGCUGGCUGACGGGAGCGUGUACUCCUGUGGGUCCAACAGCAGCGGGCAGCUGGGCCAUGACAAGGCCGGGGACUCCCCAGAGCUGGUCAGGUCUCUGGAAGGCCAGAAGGUGGUCCGGGUGGCAUGUGGGCGGGCCCAUUCGGUGGCGCUGAGCGAGCAGGGCCAGAUGUUCGUGUGGGGGGCAGGAGAGGGGGGCCAGCUGGGCCUGGGGCCCCCUGAGGAGGCUGUCAGUGUGCCCAGACUGCUCAAGAAGCUUAGUGAGCACCACAUCUCUCAGGUUAUCUGUGGAAACCAGCACUGCAUAGCCCUGUCCACAGACUGCCAGCUGUUCACCUGGGGGGAGAACAGUCGGGGUCAGCUGGGUCUUGGCAGGGGGGCUCCCAGCUCUCUGACCCCCCAGCCUCUCACCUCCCUGUGUGGGAUCCCUCUGGCCCAGAUCAGCGCUGGGGGGCAGCACAGCCUGGCUCUGUCCCUGUCUGGGGCUGUGUUCGGCUGGGGCAGCAACCAGGCCGGUCAGCUGGGCCUCAACGACCAGCAGGACCGUGCCGUACCCUGUCACGUCAAGUUCCUCCGCUCUCAGAAGGUCGUCUACAUCAGCUGUGGAGAGGACCACACAGCGGCUCUCACCAAGGAUGGAGGGAUCUUUACGUUUGGGGAUGGCUCGAGUGGUCAGCUGGGCCAUGACUCCACCCACAGUGAGCCCCUCCCCCGGCGGGUCCUGGAGCUGAUGGGGAGCGAGGUCUCUCAGAUCUCCUGUGGCAGACAUCACACCCUGGCGUUUGUUCCAUCCUCUGGGGUCGUUUACGCGUUUGGCUGCAACUCUCAGGGCCAGCUGGGCACAGGCACCAGGGACACCGCCAGGAGCCCACUUCCUGUCAAAAACACCAAGGCCCUCCAGACAGGAGGACCUCACGUGUCAGAUCUCCGGCCAUUUGCAGUCUCCAGGAUCCACAGUGGAGGAGACCACAACUUCUUACUCUUCUCUGAUGAGGAGCAGAGUUCCUUCCCUCCAGAAGACUUCAGGGUGUUUAACAGCAGUAAAAGUAUCUCCCUGAUAAAUGACGAGAACUUGAAUUUGUGGAGGAUGAAACUGAUCGACAACACAGAUUCUAGCACCACCAACGACAUCAUCCAUCACCUGUCCUCAACCGCCUGUUGGAAUGCCAGCUUCCUGGACCAGAGUGACGACAGACAUUUUAAGACCAAUCCAAAGACUCCUGGCAUCGACCUGACAUCAGUCAGACUGCUGUUCCACACGCUCAGCCAGCCAGCUUCCUGCAGGCUCCUAGAGCAGGCCACCAGGAGUUUUGAGAGCGUGCUGAUCCCCCAGCUGCCCUGCUCUCCUCCGGAUGUGGAGGCUAUGAGGAUCUACCUGAUCCUGUGUGAGUGCCCCGCCCUGCAGGAGCCCCAACACUACCUCUCCCUCACCGUGCCCCUGGCCUCCGCCAUUCUGCGCCUGGACCCCAACCCCAGCAAGGUCCUGGAUAACUGGUGGUGUGUGCUGGAGGCUGCGGUGUUCUCCAGGCUGGUAGACAUGUAUAAGAGCACCGUGGUGUUCCUGCUGACAGGCCGUACCAGCCUGGUCCCCCUCUACCUGGAGAACCACAUCAGAGCCACUCUCAGGCUGCUGGAGAAGCUGCACAAGGUGAACCUGAAAGCCAGGCAUGUGGAGCACAGCAGCUUCUACAUCCCUCACAUCAGCAGCCUGGUGGACAUCCAGGAGGACUACCUCCAGUGGUUCCUGAGCAAAGCUGAGAUUAAAAUGAGAGUACCUCCUGUUCAGAGCUCGGUAAUGCUGUGUGCCUACCCCUUCAUCCUCAACGCCCAGGCCAAGACCACUAUGCUGCAGACAGACGCAGAGCUGCAGAUGCAGAUGGCGGUAAGUGGGGCUAACCUGCACAACGUGUUCAUGCUGCUGACGCUGGAGCCGCUGCUGGGCAGGAUCCCCUUCCUGGUGCUGCACGUCCGCAGGGAGCACCUGGUGAGCGACGCGCUGCGGGAGCUGUCCGUCUACGCAGACCUCGACCUCAAGAAGCCCCUCAAGGUGAUAUUUGACGGGGAGGAGGCUGUAGAUGCGGGCGGAGUCACUAAGGAGUUCUUCUUACUGCUGCUGAAAGAGCUGCUGGACCCGCUGUACGGCAUGUUCACCCACAACGCAGAGUCCAACCUGCUGUGGUUCUCUGACAAGUGUUUCGUGGAGCACAACUGGUUCCACCUGGUUGGGAUCCUGUGUGGUCUGGCCAUCUACAACUCCACGGUGGUGGACCUCCACUUCCCCCUGGUCCUGUACAAGCUGCUGCUGGGUGGCGGGCCCUCGCUGGAUGACCUGAAGGAGCUCUCACCCACCGAGGGCAGGAGUUUACAGCAGCUUCUGGACCACGAGGGACAUGACAUUGAGGAAACAUUUUGUCUGAACUUCGCUAUCACCAGGGAGUACUACGGGGUGACAGAGGUGGUGGAGCUGGUACCAGGAGGAGAGAAUAUCACUGUGGACAACAACAACAGGGAGGAGUUUGUGCAGGCCUACCUGCAGUACGUGUUCUGCUCUGCUGUGGGGGAGCUGUACGCUGCCUUCUCCUCAGGCUUCCUGAAGGUGUGUGGAGGGAAGGUGCUGUCACUGUUCCAGCCCUCAGAGCUCAUGGCCAUGGUGGUAGGCAACAAUGACUACAACUGGGAGGAGAUGGAGAAGAAUGCGGUGUAUAAGGGGGAGUACUGUGCCUCUCACCCCACCGUCAGGAUGUUCUGGGAGGUCUUCCAUGACUUCCCCCUGGAAAAGAAGAAGCAGUUCCUGUUGUUCCUAACAGGAAGUGACCGUAUCCCCAUCCACGGGAUGGAGAGCCUUCGUAUCAUCAUCCAGUCCACCUCGGCAGAGGAGCAGUACCUGCCUGUGGCCCACACCUGCUACAACCUGCUGGACAUGCCGCGCUACCAGACCAAAGACACCCUGCGGCGACGCCUCACCCGCGCCGUGGAGCAGUACGAGGGCUUCAGCCUGGUCUGACGGGGACAGUGCCCCCGCAGGGUGGGAGGACGUAUUAACAUUCUAUGUUGUUUGGGAGGGGAGGGAGGGGGGGAGGGAGGGGAGGGUCCAAAGCUAAGGCACUUUAUUAAAGAUAGAGGGAAUUAUUUUUAUUUUUGUUCUCAUAAGAUUAUGUAAAAUCUGACAUGUGGGAGAUUAGCAAAAUGAAAAUUCAUCCAGUGAGCACAUAUACAUAACGUUGACCAUUACAUACCGGCAGAUCAUUAUUUUAAUAUAAUUCGCUUUAACCUUGCAAUUUCUUUGUUGUAAAGGAGAUAGGGAAGACAGGGGUUUUAAAGUAUUUUUUGAACGCAUACAGAUUUUGUAUUGGAUUCAUUAAGAGUUUGAAUCUACUUUACAAACUUUAUGUAAAUACUUUGAAAAGUUUUCAAUUCAACCUUUUUGUUGUUAUUGCUUAAAGAUAAUUUAUUGAAUAUUAUUAUUUUUGUGGCAGGUAUGUUUUUAGGGGCAGAUAAUUCUUCUAGUGGAAUGUAGAUAAAUUCCUGUCAAUUCCUGACAUUAUACCCUUACAUUAAACUACAACCCGGAACUUGGCCCCUGACCCCUGACCCGACUGGGCCAGUCUCCUGCUGUGCCAGUGGAGGUCAGUUUAAAUACAGCGAGAGUAGCGAGCCUUCUAAUCAAGGACCAGAUAAAUAAACACUGUUCUAAUGUUUAAUCCCCAAACCCACAUGCACAUCGAGAGAUGGAUAGAACAUCCGAAGCAAACACGACUGAAACUACAUUUAAAAACAACAUUUAAUUUUGUAAAAACGAAAUUAAAAAUAAUAGUUUUGCAUGUCGCCUUUGUGUGCGCACCUAUGUAGGUCUCGCAAACGCUUGGUCAUCCAUUAAAUCUAAACAAACAACAACAAAAAAUACUAAUCCCAAUUACUCUGAUCCCACGGAUCCGGAUUGGCAGAUUGGUAUCAAAUCAUGUCCGUCUGUACCACGUGGGUAUUAGUGGGUAAUGGGUAGGUAGGCCUAAUGACUAGUUUUCUAGCUAGCGGAUGACUCAGCCGAAUAACCAAUCUGUUUCUGCGGAUACUGUCCCUACCGAACGUUGACUCAUAUUUGUUCAGAGAGAUGGGUUUGAUUUUCUUGGUUUAAUUGGCUAUAACGAGCAGAUCCGCACAGGACAUCUAAUUAGCAAUAAGGAAUUAAGCCACUGCAGCGCCAGAUAGUGUUGUCAUGACGACAUGUCCUGUCCUAAAGGUCAUCAGAAUGUUGGAAGUUUUCUGCCCACGCGCCAUUGUCAAGCUGCCGUGUUUAUUUUCAUUCCUGUUCAUUCAGUGUAUUAAAUUAAUCCUGAUGUUUUUAACAAGUGAUUAAGAGGGUUUGUUAGGUUGUAAUCGUUUUUAUUUGAUUAACUCAGGCUGGCCCGUAAACAUCAACAUAGAAUGAUGUUAUCCAAUGUCGCGCGGUGUGAAACUGUAAAGAUGCAUGUGUUUGCGAAGUUCUUUUUAGUCUAUGACCUCGACCGUUCUGAUUUGAGUUUGAGUUUAGUGGCUGGACAGUGUGCAACUCUGCCUGCCGCUCUACCAGUUUGACAUCAUGAGGAGAUUGUUUCAUCUUCCUUCUUACCGUGUUGUUCUGCAGCUGGAUAUGUGGGAAGAGAUCAAUAAUCAUAAUUCCAACCAAUCUUGUUUUUUGGUCAAUGUAUGCAAACUCAAGGGCUUAUUAGUGGCUGUAACUGGCUUGUUUUGAGUAUAAAUUUACUUUUGUACCUUUUUAAAUGGAUGACAUUAUUUGUCCUUAUAUUUUUUUCCUGAGCAAAUAAAAUUCAAUUUCACCUCA
Hypomesus transpacificus is the source of this 6776-nucleotide messenger RNA. It is a transcript of the gene herc3, whose product is annotated as HECT and RLD domain containing E3 ubiquitin protein ligase 3. Gene Ontology annotation, molecular function: ubiquitin-protein transferase activity. The record is from RefSeq and is a predicted model, not a curated record. The transcript has 25 exons. NCBI's taxonomy places the organism in Eukaryota, Metazoa, Chordata, Actinopteri, Osmeriformes, Osmeridae. Bases 1812 to 4961 code for a protein of 1049 amino acids.